Messenger RNA from Anolis carolinensis (green anole), 2192 nucleotides. RefSeq names its product neuronal calcium sensor 1 (gene ncs1). Gene Ontology annotation, molecular function: calcium sensitive guanylate cyclase activator activity; calcium ion binding. The transcript is spliced from 8 exons. Lineage: Eukaryota; Metazoa; Chordata; Lepidosauria; Squamata; Anolidae. The record is from RefSeq and is a predicted model, not a curated record. The coding region runs from base 581 to 1153 and encodes 190 amino acids.
UAAUAAUAAUAAUAAUAGAUUGAAGAAUCCUUGCAAGUAAGCAAAAAAAAUUAAAAUUUAUUCCAAUUUUUUUUUGGAACCUAUCAGGGCUUGUCUCCAACCUUUGCUAUUGACAUUACGCACAUAUAUAUAUAAAUAUUGAUAUUUUUGAUCUGCUGAAAUUGCUAUUGUUUUGGAAUCCGUCGAGACGUUGACUCUUCCGAUUUGCGAUUGACAUUAAAGUGAGGAAAGGAUCACCUUGACCUGCGAUCUGGGAAAAUUAAUGUUUUGGGUCCAUUGGUUUUGCUGCAGAAAAAAAAAAGACUGCCAUUGCGAUUGACACCUUGCAAAAAAGACUGCAAUUGUGAUUCGACACCUUGCAAGAAACCAGCCGUCAAGUGUGGACAAAGGCUGUUGUCAUUCAGAUAGAUAAUAUAUAUAUCUAUAUAUUGCAUUUUGCUCCAUUUUGACACUUUAUUGUGUUUGUUUGCUCCCGGCGUUCCAGGACGGUCUGCGCACCCUUGCCGUUGAUUGACACCGAGCACGACAACAAAACCGGACCCGAAAUUGAUGUGCUGCUAAAUCCUCUUUGGGCCGCGAAAUGGGGAAAUCCAACAGCAAGUUGAAGCCCGAAGUGGUGGAAGAACUGACCCGGAAAACCUACUUUACAGAGAAGGAGGUCCAGCAAUGGUACAAAGGCUUCAUCAAGGACUGUCCCAGUGGGCAGCUGGACGCGGCCGGCUUCCAGAAGAUCUACAAGCAGUUCUUCCCUUUUGGGGACCCCACCAAGUUCGCCACCUUCGUCUUCAACGUCUUCGACGAAAACAAAGACGGGAGGAUCGAGUUCUCCGAGUUCAUCCAGGCCUUGUCUGUCACCUCCCGGGGAACCUUGGACGAGAAACUGCGCUGGGCUUUCAAGCUCUACGACCUGGACAACGACGGCUACAUCACCCGUAACGAGAUGCUGGACAUCGUGGAUGCCAUUUACCAGAUGGUGGGCAACACGGUGGAGCUUCCCGAAGAAGAAAACACGCCGGAGAAACGGGUGGACCGGAUCUUUGCCAUGAUGGAUAAAAACGCGGACGGGAAGCUGACCCUGCAGGAGUUCCAGGAGGGCUCCAAGGCCGACCCGUCCAUCGUGCAGGCGCUCUCGCUCUACGACGGACUCGUAUAAUUGUGCCACGCGUACACACGCACCCCUCCGCCAAGAAGCUUUGUGCCAUCCGACCCUCCUUUUUUCGACAUCAGCGAGGGAUCGAACCCAGAAAAAUGAUCCUUUUUUGCGCUUGAUCGAUCAACCAACCAACCCGUCCGUCCGUCUGUCCGUCUCCGUUUUGCAUUUUUGAGAAAAUGAACUUGGCGAAGGGAAAAAAAACAGAAUUAUGACAAUAUUACGCUUAUUGUUUUCCCCAGUUUGAAUGGGUCGAAUCGCGUUAUAUUCCGCAUCCCCGAGACUUUGCAAAGAGAGGAAAGGUACCGUUUAUUUCUAGGAAUAUAUAUAUAUAUAUAUAUAUAUAUAUAUAUAUAUAUAUUCACCUACAUAUCAGAGAUUUCAAUGCUUUUGUGUUAAAAAAAAAGUCCGAAACAAUCGAUAUAUUUAUUUGCUGCUGCUGCUGCUAUUUGGUGGAUUGCACGGUUUACACAAAUCUGGAAAACGAAGCCAAUAAUUAAUUAAUAAUAAUAAUAAUAAUAUGUUUGUUUUACGGCUGGGUUUCGGAAAAGGAUCAAUAUUGCAUUUUUAAGAAACGUGUUUGUAUUAAUUAAUUAAUAAUAAUAAUAAUAAUAAUAAUAAUAAUAUUUUUGUUUUACGGCUGGGUUUCGGAAAAGGAUAAAUACGUGUUUGUUGGCAUUUGCAUCCAUUCCUGCAACGGAAACAAAACAAAAAACCAAUGCAAAAAAAAAAAUCAUCAUCCUCAUCAUCAUCCUUUAUGAUAUUUCUCUUCUGCAAUUAUUUCUGUCUUGCCUUGUUGGGAUUUGCAGAAUGCUGUCUUUUCGAUAUUUAUGUCUGUAUAUAUAUUUCUUUUUUUCUGUCCUUUUGCUGUAUAACGGAAAUAAUCCCAAAGUGUUUCUCUGCAUGAAACAAACAAACAAACAAAAAAGCGUGAAUGCGGCCGGUUAUUUGUCAAAGCUUUAAAAAAACAAAGACAUUUCUUCUUGUUCUUCUUUCUCAAAAGGAAUGACAAAAAAAUAAGAAACGGAAAAAAAAACGGAAA